Cyprinodon tularosa is the source of this 842-nucleotide messenger RNA. RefSeq names its product RAB36, member RAS oncogene family (gene rab36). The coding region runs from base 9 to 764 and encodes 251 amino acids. The transcript has 9 exons. Gene Ontology annotation, molecular function: GTP binding; GTPase activity. NCBI's taxonomy places the organism in Eukaryota, Metazoa, Chordata, Actinopteri, Cyprinodontiformes, Cyprinodontidae. The record is from RefSeq and is a predicted model, not a curated record.
UAUACAGUAUGUGUUGCUGUUAUUGUCAGUGCUACACUCCUGAGGCCUCCCUGCAGCUGAAGACGGACUGGGACAUUCAGACUAAAGCAGCAUUUAAAGACCAGACUGACAGGCUUCAGCUAUGGGAUCGCCAGAAAAUGUCUAAAGUUGUGGUGGUCGGCGACUUCAGUGUGGGAAAGACCUGCCUUAUUAACAGAUUUUGCAAAGAUGUCUUUGAGAGAGAUUACAAAGCUACUAUAGGAGUGGAUUUUGAGAUCGAGAGGUUUGAGAUAUCAGGAGUACCGUUCUCCCUUCAGAUCUGGGAUACGGCUGGACAGGAAAAAUUCAAAUGCAUUGCAUCUGCAUACUAUCGAGGCGCACAAGUGAUUGUAACAGUGUUCGACAUGGCAGAUAUUAAAUCCCUGGACCAUACAAGUCAAUGGCUGGAGGAGGCCAUGAGAGAAAAUGAUCCUGACUCCUGUUUCAUCUUUUUGGUUGGGACAAAGACGGAUCUUCUGCCCCCAGAUGAAAGACAGAGAACUGAAAAAGAUGCUGUCCGUAUGGCAGCAGAAAUGCACGCAGAGUUCUGGGCAGUUUCAGCAAAAACAGGGGAGAAUGUCCAGGCAUUUUUCUUUAGGAUAUCAGCUUUGGCCUUUGAAAAAUGUAUAAUGAAGGAAAUGGAGAAAAGCAUUCCUGCUAGUAUUGGUCCUGGGGAUAACAUAAAAUCAGAACGUAUCACUUUGGAAGAGGGCAGAACUCAAGAGAUGAAAAGAAGCUGCUGCUGAUGAACUGAUUCAGCUUUGGUGAGGAGAGCUGGUCUGCAGAGAAACAACCGGAACAAUUAAAGAAACCGGACUAAAAAU